Pezoporus flaviventris is the source of this 1254-nucleotide messenger RNA. It is a transcript of the gene RNF212, whose product is annotated as ring finger protein 212. Gene Ontology annotation, cellular component: synaptonemal complex. Gene Ontology annotation, molecular function: SUMO transferase activity. The coding region runs from base 230 to 1126 and encodes 298 amino acids. Gene Ontology annotation, biological process: reciprocal meiotic recombination; homologous chromosome pairing at meiosis; protein sumoylation. The transcript is spliced from 12 exons. The record is from RefSeq and is a predicted model, not a curated record. Lineage: Eukaryota; Metazoa; Chordata; Aves; Psittaciformes; Psittacidae.
UCUCUCUGGUUUGGUAGUGAAGGGCCAGAGAGCCUCAUUUAUGGGGGUGUGAGGGUCAAACCCUGCUGACAGCAGGCACCUGUGCAGUGGGAGGGGCACCGCCACCCCUCACUUCAGUGCCUGGAGGAGCCUCGGGAGGAGGAACAUGGCGGCAGGAGGCCUGUAGGCCUCACCCUAGCACCUGCCUCAGCUGUCGGCUCCCUGCCGUGCCCUCCUGCCCCUGCACCCCAUGUCUGUCGCCGUGUUCUGCAAUGUCUGCUUCUGUGAGCCCCGCAAGCCCACCCCACAGUUCAGCCUCACGAGCUGUGGGCAUGUUGUCUGUGAGAUCUGCCUCCAGAAAGGCAAAAAAGAUGAAUGUUUGAUCUGUAGAACUCCUUGUCGUACAUUAGUCCUUUCAAAACAGACAAGUCCUGAUAUUCAAUCACUGUUCAUGGGAAUAGAUACGUUAUGCAAGAAAUACUCAAAAGAAAUAACACAGAUUUCAGAGUUUCAAGAGAAACAUCGUAAACAUUUAUUAGCAUACCACAGACAAAAGACAGUAAAGUUGGAAGAAUCUCUACAGAAAGUAACACAACAAAUUCAGCAGCUACAACGUAUGAAAACUCCUGAGCAACCUGCACAGCUACCAUUUUCCAGUACAAGUAGAAAUCCAUUUUCCAAUCCUUCAAGAAAACAGAAUGGAUAUCCUUCAUGUUCUCUUCAUUCUAGUCAUGCCUCCACCUCUGACAUAUUUGAGCCAAUGGAGAUUGAUCCUAUACCGUCACCAAUGAGGAAACCUGAGACACCAACUGGUCCAACAAGAUUAUCAUUAAUCACUCCACCACAAGAUGGACGUAUGGGUAGUGUAUCCUACAGAAGUUCUCAGUCAUCUGGAAUAACGUCAAGUCAAUAUAGUGGAGCAGGAUCUACAAGGUCCACACCUAUAAGGCUACCACAUAGUGGAUUUUCACUUACAUCAUCAUCUGGAUCACAAAGUAGUAGAAUGGGGACAUGGGGUAUUUCAGAUCUCAGAACCCCUCAGCUGUAUUCACUCACAUCACCUUCCCCACAGCCAUCUGCAACAAGACAUCCAAUCACCAUCUCUGGACUUCUGCAAAGACAAAAUUUAGGAUCAACUAAUUUUUGAGGACAUUCAACAGAAAGAUGAUAAGCAAACAUCUGUGAAUUGUUUUGGUCAAGAAGCAUCUGGAGAAGCCCUAAACAGUCUCUGUGUAUCAAAGUGGUUGCUAUAAAAUGUCAAAUUGGCAUAAACCA